Rosa rugosa (rugosa rose) is the source of this 1113-nucleotide messenger RNA. RefSeq names its product F-box protein At5g49610-like. The transcript has 2 exons. Gene Ontology annotation, molecular function: protein binding. The coding region runs from base 1 to 1113 and encodes 370 amino acids. The record is from RefSeq and is a predicted model, not a curated record. Lineage: Eukaryota; Viridiplantae; Streptophyta; Magnoliopsida; Rosales; Rosaceae.
AUGGAAGCUGGAAGCUCUAAUUUUCUGGCCGUAGCUGAUGAAAGUGUUCUAGUAGAAAUUCUCUCAAAACUGCCUCUCAAGUCUAUAUAUAGGUUUAGGUGUGUAUCGAAAGAGUGGAAUGCUCUCACUAGAACUUCAUAUUUCCUUGACAGACAUCGUCUUCACAGCUCUCGCCGCCUCCUCCUCAUCUCCUCUUCUUUUCUUGCUGAUCAGAAACCAGCUGGAAUCUCAUUACUUGCCGACGAAGAAACGGCACUUUCAAGUUUGAAUAUACCUUUCCUCCCCAACGAUGCAAGAUGGGAUUUAGAUUUUGUGGGAUCUAGUAAUGGGUUAGUUUGCUGUAAUAAGUUUCUUGAUGGUAAUGUAUUAGCCAUAAUAGUAUGGAACCCAGCAACAACACAAUUUAGUUAUCAUCGUCAUUCCUUUGAGGAGGAACUUGAGAAUGCUACUUCCUAUCCUCUUAUAGGUUUUGAUUUCAUGCAUAGCACCAAUGUGUACAAAAUGGUGGAAGUUUUCCCAUAUGGUAGUGAUGAUCCGGAUGAUCCCCUAAAACUUGAUUUUGGAGCCGCAGUCUUCACCCAGAAUACACCUUCUUGGAGAGUAGUUGAGUCGAGAAUUGGACUUGCAUCAUGUAAAAUGUGUUAUACAAAUCAGUCUACUACCUUGAAUGGAGUGCUGUAUUGGUUGGUAGAGCAUACAUCCAAUGGGUUUGCUGUCGUUUCGUUUAGUUUACAUGAUGAGGCCUUCAAGGAUAUAUGUAAAUCACUACCAGAAGAAAUACGCUAUGUCAGUGACAAUGGCGUCUUCCCAACAUUAGUUUCAUGGAGAAAUUCACUUGCAGUUGUAGGUGUGGAUCAGGGUGACAACUUAGUGCUUUGGGUGGACAGUACUGCUGAUCAGGAAUCUGAUUGGAUUGAACAAAUGAGAAUCAGAUGGCCGUCACUAUGUGAAGGAAGUUGGUUGUUAUUGAGAGGAGUUUGGAAGGAUCAAUUUGUUUUCAGCAAAAAAGGAUAUGAAGUUGGUGCACAUAAUGAGCCGGACAACCUGUUUUUGUAUAACCCUAUAACCGAGGCAUUGAGAAAGAGGUCUGGUAUACCGCAGUUGUAUAUGUAG